GGGAGACAUGUCAGCCGCGCAGGGACUCCUGAACAGCGUCUUUUCCUGCUCAUCCCCUGCUUCCAAAGCCAUAGCCAAGAGGAGACUGCGCCAAACCCGCAGCCUGGACCCUGCAAUCAUCCGGCACUGCGGCACCGGGACCGAUGGGCAGUUUACGGCUGCGGACGCAGGUGCGCCACAGAAUGCCAAGCUGGCUUUACGCACCAAGAUCCCCAAUCUGAAAGAACCCAUCACACCAUCGCUCUCCUCUCCUUCGAUACCUACAUGCGUUUCUCCGUCCUCUAAUUUCCACUUCGACUACGAGAUCGCCAAGCGCCCAAAAAGGAAUACCGCGGGGGAUUUACCGUUUAUGGUGAGGGGAUCCAGCGCUGCGCCUUCGGGGAGCACCGGCGCGCUCUUCUCGCCGCGGAGGUGGCUCCAACGGAAAGUGCAGCCAUCCUGCCCUCACGCCUAUAUUGUGUGGAAAUCAGAGGGAGAUUUCACCUGGAGCAGCCUGUCAGGGCGGAGUGUACGCCUGACUCCUGUCGCCAUCCAGAGCCUGUCAGAGCUGGAAAGAGCCAGGCUGCAGGAAGUAGCCUAUACCCGCUUACUCCAGGACUAUGACCUGGGAUGUCAAAUAACAAUCCCAAAGGAUGGACAGAAGAGGAAAAAGUCAUUAAGAAGAAAGCUGGACUCUCUAGCCAAAGAAAAGAGUAAAGACAAAGAGUGCGUACCCCAGGCCUUUAGCAUACCCCUUUCCCAGGUCAUCGCUAAUGACAGAGCACACAGACAGCGACAGGAUGCUUACCGCCUGGACCCCCCACAGCGGGAGGAGCACAAAGACUCCUCUGACCUUGUGUCAUCAAUUUUGCAGUUUGCCACCAAGCGGCCAUCGAACAAAGAAUUGUCCAGCAGUAACUCCUCACUCAGCUCCACGUCAGAGACGGCCAAUGAGUCAACGUCACCCAACACCCCUGAGUCUGCACCACGUGUUCGCAGGAGGGGUGGCAUGUCCGUGGAUUCCAUCACAGACCUGGACGACAACCAGUCCCGCCUUCUAGAGGCGUUGCAGCUCUCCCUGCCAGCUGAAACGCCGAGUAAGAAGGAAAAGCACAGGGACAAACGUCUAAGCCUGAAUCCCAUCUAUCGUCAGGUUCCCCGGGUGGUGGACAGCUGCUGUCAGCACAUCGAGAAAUACGGUUUGCAGACUGUGGGGAUCUUCAGAGUGGGAAGCUCUAAGAAGAGAGUAAGACAACUGCGGGAGGAGUUUGAUCGGGGUAUCGAUGUGCAGCUGGAUGAGGAGCACAGCGUACAUGAUGUGGCAGCUCUGCUAAAGGAGUUCCUCAGGGACAUGCCUGACCCUCUUCUAACCAGGGAGCUCUACACAGCCUUCAUCAACACCACAUUGUUGGAGCUGGAUGAGCAGCACAGCGUCACUCAGCUGCUCAUUUACCUGCUCCCAGCAUGCAACAGUGACACUCUGCAUCGCCUGCUUGAGUUCCUGUCCACCGUGGCAGACCAUGCCAACGACCAGCACACAAAGGAGGGUCAGGAGAUUCCAGGGAACAAAAUGACAUCUUUAAACCUCGCCACCAUCUUUGGGCCUAACCUGCUCCACAAACAGAAGAGCUCAGAUAAAGAGUUCAGCGUCCAGAGCUCAGCCAGGGCGGAGGAGAGCACCGCCGUCAUCGCGGUGCUGCAGAGGAUGAUCGCUGGUUGUCAAACGCUCUUCAUGGUCCCCCCUGAUCUGCAGAAUGAAGUUUUGAUGAGCCUUUUGGAGACUGAUCCAGAUGUGGUUGACUACCUUCUUAGGAGGAAAGCCUCACAGAGUCCUGACCUCCUUCAGCCCGAAGAGCCCUUCAGUCUGAGCGAACGACGUUCGUCCAGCGAUUCAAACAAGGUGUCUAGUGGGGAAGUUUCUCCUUAUGACAACAAUUCGCCAGUGCUGAGUGAGCGCAGAGGGGACCCAGGGAGUCUGGCCGGUGAUCAGCAGUUCCCUGUGGUGGAGUCGGUGGCUGACUGGGGUCGAGAGCCUUCAAAAGAGGAACAUGCCAACAUUUGGGGCACGUGGCACAGCACUCUCAAACCAGCUCUCAAGAACCAAUCAUAUGCAAGUUCCCAUGGCAACAUGUCAGAGGAAAGCUCUCGCAGCUCUCAGGAAGGUCUUGAUGGUCUCCAUAGUGAUGUCAAAGUCCCGACAGACACAAAACGAACUCACACAGCACUAGAGUGCAGAACCCACCCUCAUGUAUCCCGCCUGUGCACAGCCCCUCACUCAGACACAGGGCGACCUCGCCUGCAGCUGAACAUUAACCCUACUAUGACAUCCCACCUGAACAGCAUGCCGGGCUCCCUUCGAUUCCCAAGCGAAGGACGCUCCCCUCCCCCUUACAAUGCCCAUCACCGUGUGGCCAGCUCUCAGAGCUCCCCGCAGCUUGCAACACCUUCACGGCCUCAGCUGCAACUGGGCAGGCCGAUCACGACGCACACCAACUCGGGCCAAGCGGUUCCGCCGAGUUCAGAGUGGCAGGACUGGCAGCGGGAACGGUGGCAAAUCUGGCAGCUGCUCUCCUCGGACAAUGCUGACACACUGCCGGAGACGCUGGUGUGAUUUUGGACCGUACGCUCCAGCAUAACCCCAGCUUAUUUUUGUUCGUUCUUUUUCCAUCUCGGCGCCAUGAAGUUGUUUACAUGCGCAGCUGCUGCCUUAUCCGGAUCUUUGUUUUUUUUUUUUUAUUCUUUAUAUAUGAACCACUAGCAUUUCUUCUUUGUAUGGAUUUUAUGACCUCUCUUUUUCAGCCCUUAUGUUUCUUGAGUUAGGAGCCCACCAAAAAUACCUCAAAUUAUAUAAACCUUUGAGAAUAAACACCAAGUAUUCUGCUAUGUCAGCUUCGCCUAAUCGAUGGAAAAUAUUUGCUUCUUUGCAGUUUUUAAAAAUAUUUUAUUGCUUUUUUUUUUUUUUUUACACAAAUUAUGAUGUACACAUUAUUUGCUGCUAAUAUUUUUGUGCAUACUAUUAAAUUUAUUCAGCCACAUGCUUUAAUGUUAAAUGUUGGACUGUAUCAUAUGUAAUAUAAUGUAACAUAUGUAUGUUGUUUUCCUCAGAAUAUCUACCUAAAAUCAAAACAGUUUCUUUGCUUGUUAAAAGUUUUUGUCCAUAUUCCGUUAUUCUAAAGUAAGUUUGAACAGAAGUAACGUGCUUUAAACCCGUGUUGGACUGCGGAAACAUUGUGCCAAACUCUACUAUAGGAACUUGAGUUUUCAGGAUUGUUUUGGGUCUGCUAUUUUCUUUCAUGGGCAUUUGGACAAUUUCAGAGAUUGUGAUAAGAUUUCUUUAUGUUUGCAAUGAAAAAAAUGAAAACAUUUUUUUUUAAAAUUCAGAUAUGAUAAACAUCCCCAAAAGGUUUGAAAAAAAAAAGUGUUUAUACUUUUAAUUUUGUAGAUUUUUGUAAAAAAAAAACAACAACAACAUAUUUUUUAAUCUUUAAAAUUCUAAAACUAGGUUGUGCUUUUUCAAUAAUUAUCUUCUUCCCAGGUAAAGUUGUAUUUCCCCCAAGAAAUUCCACCUGAGGACUAAGAAAAGAUUGAUUUUGUGUUCUAUUUCUGUUUUGAUUUCAUCAAAUGUUUCAGUUAUCUUUUUGAAAGGACAAUAUCUUUUCAGUCCUUGUAUUUUUAAUGUACUUCCCUGUCUAUUUGGAUAAAACAAAGGGUUCAACAUGAUCACAGAUCCUCUAAUUUACUCAAAAAGGGGCUUUUCCAAACUUCUGUUCCUUAUUUUACUCCAGGCCUACUUGGUGCCUAGUUACAGAUGACAUUUGCAAGCCAUUUGCAGUUGCAUGCCUACUAAAAAAUUAUUUGGAAAAUGGGUGAAUUAGAUUUUUACAACAUUUUAUAAUUAUAAUUAAUCCCAAAUUUAAACUUAAACAGCUUUAGAUCAAAUCCACGUGAUCUGCACAUUCUCCUGUCUUUCCCAUUGCAAGAACAGGUAAAGAGAAAUGACUUUAUGUGAUCAUAUUGUCAUGCAUACAUGACUUCUCAAUAACUUUGGGAAAAAUAAAAGAAAUAUGUGGUUAUAUUUACAAAUUUGGGGCACAAAUGGUUAUUGGAAAGGUGAUUUUUAUAAUACCAUAAAAAAUAUUUUUUAAAUUAAAUCCGCUCACAUACAGGCUGAUUUUUCUUUCUCUUUUAUUAUUUAAUUUUCAGUGUAAAGUGAUGUCACCAGUGAAAUACUAAAACAAAUAAACUUUUUAUAGAGGGGAACUAUAAAUAUUUUUCAAAAUAUUUGAACUACCAACUGAUUCUUUCAUAUAAUGCUUUGAUACAUGAUGUCUAAAUAUGACAUUUUAUUA
This is a messenger RNA of Cyprinodon variegatus (sheepshead minnow), 4328 nucleotides long. It is a transcript of the gene arhgap6, whose product is annotated as Rho GTPase activating protein 6. Gene Ontology annotation, biological process: signal transduction. The record is from RefSeq and is a predicted model, not a curated record. NCBI's taxonomy places the organism in Eukaryota, Metazoa, Chordata, Actinopteri, Cyprinodontiformes, Cyprinodontidae. The transcript has 14 exons. Bases 8 to 2590 code for a protein of 860 amino acids.